AUGCUCCCUUUAGCUUUUACCGACAGAUAUCCAAUUGAUUAUCAAAAUAUUCAGCUGAACAGCUUAAGGCCAAGAAUACUUUCUGCCGAUAUAAGAGGAGCUAUAGACACCCUUUUCCAGCAAAAUAUUGCCUUUCCAGAGUCACUUCAAUAUAACGCUUCCGAUGUAAAUUCCCCAGAAUUGACCUCAUUGAGACAUUCACUUGCAGAUCACGAGUCCAUCAAAUACUUGUCUUCGCUUUUUGAGCGAGUUGAUACCACUUUGGCUAGACAGGGAAUCUUAAAUGAGGUUGUUGAUGUCAUCAGAGCACAAUGCUUUUCAGAUGUAAAGAAGGAAGCUAGUGCCAGCUGUAUUUUGCUAACAAUUCUGUUAAAGAAUGUAGACAUUUUUUAUCCGUCAAAUAGAGAGAUAUCACAUUCUAGGUCGGAUCUUUUAUCUUCCAUCGUCAAACUUAUCUUUUCACCGCAUUCAUCUGUAGACGAGCUCUGGGUGAAGGCAAAUAAUCUCAAAAUCAUUGCAAAGUCGAUCUCUAAAGCCGACGAAUACAUUUUGUCGUAG
Mitosporidium daphniae is the source of this 558-nucleotide messenger RNA. RefSeq lists its product as uncharacterized. Bases 1 to 558 code for a protein of 185 amino acids. Lineage: Eukaryota; Fungi; Microsporidia. The transcript is spliced from 4 exons. The record is from RefSeq and is a predicted model, not a curated record.